Messenger RNA from Nicotiana tabacum (common tobacco), 716 nucleotides. NCBI's taxonomy places the organism in Eukaryota, Viridiplantae, Streptophyta, Magnoliopsida, Solanales, Solanaceae. The record is from RefSeq and is a predicted model, not a curated record.
ACCGAAAUGGCAGGGAGAGGACGUGGAGGAAUACACGGCAUUGCAUCCCAACUUGGCCCAGGAGGACUACUCAAAGGGACUCAACUUGGCGUCGCAGCCAUGACCGAGGAAGUUGGAGGUAUAGGGCCUUCACCGAGUCGUGGAGGUACGGAAGGUGAGCUUAGCCAUGGAGGUGGUGGUCCUCCUCAUGCACCUAGUCUUGAAUUGAGGCCUAAACCUGGCUCAGGAGUGCCAACAAUGGUUGGAUGUGGCAAGGCAUGUGGGGGUUGUUACCCUGCUGUCAUAACUUGUUGGCCCAGAUGGAAAUUAGAGGAAGCAGAUUGGCAGGCAUUCGACUCCUCCAGGUUGUAUGGUAAGCCCCGCUACCAUACCAGUGGGUAUCUUCAUGUCUGGUUAUUUGUAUGCAUUAUGUAAUCAUUGUCAUUAAAAGCUCCAUGUACAUUGUGGGUCAUGUAAUUAUGUUCAGAAUAAUAUCAUGUGUAUUUCAUGGAUUAUGUAUAAAAGUUCAAUAAGAUAUUAGGCAAAUGAGCCACAUGUCUAUGGUUUCAAACUAUGACAUAUCCGUUAUCAUGAUGCACACACUCUCUCUGUCUUAAGUAUAAAAUGAAUGUGGGUUUGCUCUUAUGGCAAGUCUAACGCACUGAGUGCCCGUCACCUUCCUCCAGAUUUUGGGGGGUGACAACAACUGCAUAUCUUCAGAGCCACUUACCCUUCAA